GAAAAGCCGGAAGUUUUGAUAUAUGUUUGCGCUGUAGCAGACACUCAUUUCCUCUCUGGUGACAACUUUUGUCCAAACCUCCAGAAACGUUUUAUAUGUUGAUACGACCUUCUUUUUUCAAUUGGGCCACCAUGGUUUCAAAAAUUUCAAGAUGUCGGCCAUAUUUAAACAAAACAGCGUGUUCAACUGGGCGUGUCGAAUGAGGUUGGUGUACCGAUAGUCUCUAUGGAGGGGGACAAUAAUACAAUCACGGUCACCAUGACGGAGGACGGAUACAUCUCCAUGUCCAUGAAACAUCCAGAGGAAGAGGUGGAAGGGGAGCUUGGUGAGGAUGAAGAGCCACCCAUUAAACAGCUCAAACUAGAACUUGGUGAGACAGAGGCCAUCGAAGAAGGAGCUGCUCAGGAAGUCCAGAUAGAGGAAGUGCAGAUCUCGCAGGAAGUAGAGCCUGACAUCACAGAGGCACAGGAAGUCUCCUUAGCAGAUGGGGUGGUGUAUGAAGAGGAGGUUGUCCAACAGACCAAUCAACAACCGGCCCCACACUACCAGAACCUCAUCAUACAACAUAUGGACAUCGCCGAGCCUCUGUCAACACUUAAAUCCUUACUAGAAAUGAGACUACAGUGUUCUCUGGCUGAACACCAGUUCUUCUUACAGGACACCAUUCUGUUGGACACGUACAAGAGUUUAGUGGACCAGUGUGUCCAGGGAGAAGGCAUGGUACAGAUUAACCUGGAGGUGAAAUCUCAGCCAGCAGGCGUUAAACCAAAGAUCAAUAUCGUUGAUAUCUUGAAGCCAGCCGACGAGGUGGAACCACAGGUCGAGCAAGCUGCACCAACGCCGCCUCCUGUAGUCCAACAGAAAACCGUUUCACCGGCUAAAGUCGUUAUACCUCUGCCUGAAGAAUCGGAAAACGUCACACGUUGGAUUGUAGACCAGCAUUUUAGAAGAGAACAAGAACGACUGAAAAUUCCCUUUGACCCUGUCCAGUGGAGUGAGGUUCAUGUGAGACACUGGAUUGAGUGGGCGAUGAAGGAGUUUCAGUUAGACGGGGUGAAUGCAGACAUGUUCGGUAUCAAUGGAAAACAGCUGUGUGAACUUUCUCACCCGGAAUUCAUCAAACUUAUUCCUAACGACAAGGGUGAUGUCUUUUGGACCCAUCUCGAACUCCUCCGGAAGUGCAAGUUUGUUGCUGUGAUGCAGCAGCCCACUCCACACGCCAUCACAACUAUCACAGUGUCAACGUCGGGCGGACAGGAUGGUAGGGUACGGACGAUAAAACACCAUCGACCUCGAUCUCCUCGCAUCACCGGGGAUGAAAGACUGUCUUCGCCAGGUAACAGAACAGGAAAUAACGGUCAGAUACAACUAUGGCAGUUCCUCCUCGAGCUCCUCACGGACAAGGACUGUCGCGAGGUGAUCCAGUGGCUGGGAGACGAUGGAGAGUUUAAACUUAAUAACCCUGAAAUGGUGGCGCAGAUGUGGGGACAACGUAAAAACAAGCCUACAAUGAACUACGAGAAACUGAGUCGUGCCCUCCGAUACUACUACGACGGAGAUAUGAUAGCUAAGGUGCAUGGGAAGAGAUUUGUGUACAAGUUUGUGUGUGACCUGAAGAUGUUGCUUGGUUACUCAGCCGCAGACUUAAACAGACUUGUCACUGUGUGUGCAGAGAAAAAACUGCAGCGAGUGCGCGAAUCACUACGACCAGGCGUAUCAGAACGUCUGGGUGCGACAAAACUGAUAACAAUGACACAAACGACUGUUCAAACGAUGGAAUAGCACCCGCCGUCAUCUCAUCUGUAUUAUAGACUGUUUCCUAUUGUUCAUUGUUUAUAGUCUGUUUCAUAUUUCUGACCAGUGAAUGCCUGUUAUGUAUGUGUCCGUAUUCCUUUUUGACCAUAUAUGCCUGUUAUGGUCUGUUUCACAUUUGACCACAAGAUGCCUAAUUUUGGUCCAUAUGAAUCAUGUAUGCCUGUUAUGGUUUGUUUCAUAUUGUUCUGCAAUGUAUGUAUGUAUGUAACAUGUCUUCAGCAUUAUUAAGUCAUUAGACAGCCUGCAGAUUCAUUCUUGAGAUGAUAGAUAUACUGUACUGUAUAAAUGAAGAGAAAAAAUGUCUGCCUGAGGUACGAAUCCCAGAUGAUAAAGAUGUCAGACGCUUAUACUAGAAUUACAAUAAUUUCAUUUAGAUUUUAAUUCCUGCUUUGGAAAUAUUUAACAUGUAAUCAUCCUUUUAUGCAGUUAAUUCACAUAUUUUUGGGGUAUAUGUCAUUAUUGUGUAAAUAUACAGAGCUUUUUCUUUGGCUGCCCCAGUUAAAUAUUGAUCUUGACCAAUGAUAUAGACAAUGGGGGAUGUCAUGGCGUAACUAAAGGGCUUUCCUUAUUAGACUUUGCCCUCAACAUUUUGAAUUAAACCCUGUCAAAAAGUUUUCAGAGUAAAUUGUUAAAAAGUAUCUUUAAUUUGUUUUCAUUUGAUAUGGGGGUCUCAAACUUUUUUGAUUUUUGCCCACAAAGGCUUGAAAUACUAGAAAACUACAAAAACUCUUUUCUUAAAAUCUCCUGCGAAAUGAGAACUCAUUUACAGGUAAGAUCUUAUAUAUAUUUCUGAAAGAUGAUAAAUGAUAACGUAGUUACGUUUGAUUUCAUCGUCACAAAUAUUUCCUUGUUCUUGUUUUAAAGGAGGAGGAACACGCUUCUUGCUUAUAACAAUAGCUCCAAGUUUGUUUUAGAUUUUUCCAUUUUUAGAACUAAAAAUUGUCUCAAGUUUAGAAUUUGGAGUUUGUAUUAUGAUUUGUAUGCUGCAUUGUCUGAGUGGGGGUAUAGUCUGUUUCAUGAUUUGUAUGCCACAGUGUAUGAGUGCGGGUAUAGUCUGUUUCAUGUUAUCGACCAUACCAUGUUUGUUAUUGAGUCUGUUACUUUUUAUACGCAUGUUAGUGAGAGUGUUUUUGAAGCUGUGAAUUUGAUAUUUUAAGAAAAUUGACCAUGAUAUUUAAUGCGUGCGUUCUUGACUAGGGAAUACAGUACAUGACGUCGUGUAAUUUCGAUACGGGGUCGUGUAGCUAGUAUUGGUUAAUGUAGUCAUGUGAUCUUAAUAAUUAGAUAUAUUAAAUGAUCUUUAUUUCUACAGUAAAUUUCACCCCUCAUACUAUACUUAGGUCACAUCACUGAUGAAAGGUCAUGUGACCAGUGCUCAUUAAAUCCUGUUGUUGAACAUUACAAAAUUAAAACUAAAUUUGAAAAGAACCACUGUAUUUAUUAAUGUGAUUAAAAAAAAUAUCCAAUGUUAAUUGAACAAAGCUAAACAAGUUUGAUAAACUCUUUAUUUCCCAAGUAAAUUAAAAGUAAGGAAAUAUGAAUAAUGUACUAUAUAGCAAGCUGAUGUACAAUGUUUCUGAAUGUGAAAUAUAUAGACCUAUUCAUGUGCAGUUUUCUUAGUGAAAUGAAUAUUGUAAUUUUACUCUUUUACUGCAACAUAAAACAGUUUAUUGAAAUCAUAUUCAAGAUGAAAGUUUCAAACUUUUGAAUUUUAGAUUUUCUCAAAGACAUAUUUUUAAAGAAAUAUUAUACUAGAAACAUAUUACAACAAGCAGUAACAUUGGUAAUUCACUAUUUAAUACUGAAUGAAACUUGAUGUGAGCUUUAACAUUUUGUCUCUAAUCUCGGACUAAGGGAGGUAAUUUGUAUCGCCGUACAGCGUGUGUUGCUGACUGAUGCCAUAUCAAUAUGUAAUUGUUUAGUUUAUAAUGAGUAGUACCACAACACACAGCUUUGUAAUGUAAGGUUUCUACGCCCAAUAUCAUUGAUCAACUCAGAUUUUCCAAAUCAAAGAACUUUGAUCCGAUAGCUUCUGAGUUUCACGGAACAAAGAUAUGUCCAUCCCUGAUUGUACCACCUAAAAGAUGAAACAUGUCGACUUGUUCAAAAUCCUUUUCUCUCGUUAAAAAUUAUCGAGGUAUUAUGCUUCUUUCUGACAAGUAACUGGUUUUUGUCAGUGUAUUUUGUUGUAUUUAUUGAUAAAGUGUAAAAUUAUAGGUAACUCAAAUUUUACUUUUAAUGUUAAUUAGCUUCAACUAAGUCCUUAUUUCACCUUGGUACCUAGCUACUAUAGUUCAUUACCUUAAGAACAAAAAUGGAUUAAUCCUCAUAAAAAUAAGUUUCCUCUUUAAUUUUCCAUAAAAUAGCUGACAAGUUCCCAUUUUACACUAAUCUUUAUUUACAUCUUCAUUUUUACCUCCCAUUUGAUAGGGGAAUUGAAUGUAUCUCGUUGUGAAUAUUCAUUUCUAACAGAGAGUAGGAUUUGUUUUAUGAAUAUACAGCAGUAAUAAUGAUUAGUAAGUAUGAAAUAGUUUUUAUCAAAAUUAGUAGAUAUUCAGAAACCAAUGUAAAAUUUCUUGAUUUCAUUCUUGUUCUACAGAAUACUGAACUGGAAUUUUUUUUUUUAAUUUUUUUUUUUUUUUUCUCAUAUCUCAUGCCUUGUAGACCUAAGUCUAUAUACUCUUGUUUUGACAUUUCAUCUUUUGUGGGAAAAUACACACGUCACAAGUGUCUUACAUUUCUGUGGCCUCUCUAGUACCUAACAAUCAUCUGACUGUGUAGAGAACAGGUACAGAAUUUACAGAGAUACUUAUGGUCAUUUGUACAGUGGAACUUUUAGUCUGACUGAGAAAUGUUUCUGUUGGGGAGGGGAGUUGGUUAUCUGUUGAAAAUAAUAGACUCAUGGUUAUCGUUAUACAAUCCAGACAGAUUGAUACUAAGGGAAGUAACUGUGGUAGAAUGCAAGCUUAAUGAUGGUCAGUCUUAAGCUUAAAAUGUACAUUUUAUUCAUUUUACAACAAUUGAGGAACAAGCUAAAAGAUUUCUGCUGUAGAUAGAUUGAUCAACGAUUGAGUAAAGAGAGAUUAGACCAGAUUGAGUUCCAUUUCUGUUUUAAAUCCCGUUAUGAUAAUCUUAAUUUUGGUUUUACACUAAGGUAACUGAUCUGAAUGGUUAGUAGUGUUAGACGUUGUUCCCAUAGGGUAUGUGGACAGGGGUUUUUAUGUAGGACUUGACAAUACGAGUCAGUGUUUGACAUUGUUAUACUGUAUAUAUGUAAUCAAAUAUCAACGAACAACUAGUAGUGAAGUUUCUAUGAUAUAUAUUUUCGAAAGACAAGGUUCCACUGUACAGUAGCCAGAUAAUGCUAGUAUGUCCAGCUUGAUCUAUAGAAUUACAGUGUAAAUACCAGGAAGUUAUUUAAUAGCAUUCCUCUUGUGGAGGAAGUAUUUGUAAAUUUGUAUAAAAACACAACACUACAGAUUUAUACCAAAUAUGAACUCAAGGGUUCAAAAUAAAAAUACAAAACAAAAUUA
Molecule: messenger RNA, 5348 nt
Organism: Pecten maximus
Lineage: Eukaryota; Metazoa; Mollusca; Bivalvia; Pectinida; Pectinidae
Product: GA-binding protein alpha chain-like
Exons: 12
Coding region: 226-1782 (518 amino acids)
Biological process (GO): cell differentiation; regulation of transcription by RNA polymerase II
Cellular component (GO): nucleus
Molecular function (GO): DNA-binding transcription factor activity, RNA polymerase II-specific; sequence-specific DNA binding
Source: RefSeq, a predicted model, not a curated record